This is a messenger RNA of Suillus plorans, 965 nucleotides long. RefSeq lists its product as uncharacterized. The transcript has 6 exons. Bases 86 to 763 code for a protein of 225 amino acids. Lineage: Eukaryota; Fungi; Basidiomycota; Agaricomycetes; Boletales; Suillaceae. The record is from RefSeq and is a predicted model, not a curated record.
AGGAUGUAUCUUGAUAGGACCUUUGUAAAAUCGAUGGUCUAUUGUUUUGCUGGCUGGGAACCACGUUCCAACCCAAACCUGGUUUAUGACAUGGCAACCCAACAACACGGGUCCCACACACGUGGCAAUCAGUCCUAGAUUCAGCUCCUUUGAGCUCUCACCAGCCCUGAACCUCCCUGAACCCUGUCUACUUUCCGUUCCAUCGGCCCUCAUCGUAUCCUACAACGUUCAAGCGAUGGUCAACUCAUAUGGUUGGUCGAUCUUCCCAAAUGCCCAUGUGUUGCAUCAUUAUCGGACCACGCAAUUUCCCUGCAACGGAUCACUUCUACCACGCGACACGAACCAAAUCUCACCCCGACGAUCAACUCGCAUCUUGGCGAACCCCUACCAGUGCCCCACAGCAGCCCACAAGUCCUCACUUGUUCUCGAUAAGUCCGUGGACUCCGCGCUUGACAUUGCGUGUUGUCACUCAGAACUAGCGUCAUAUUCGCUCACAUGCGGGUUUUCAACAUUUCUAUUCCUGCAGAUGGGCCUUCAAUAUGGCAGUCAAAGGAUGAGCCUCCACAGUGUACUAACAUUCGUGGUCUAUAUUUCUUCGUCUCCAAGGGCUUUUAAAUUUCGAUGGCAAGCAAUCGUCUACAAGCUUCUCCGACACCUUACUAUAUUCAAACGAAGCUUUGUGAUUCUCGCAACCAUCAGUCCCCAUGAAUGGUACGCUUCUCUUGGUCUCAGUGUUCUACACGAUGCAUAUACUAUGAUAUAGUAAAGAUGGUCGUUCCUUCUCCAUCGAGUAGGCAAUGUUUGUCCGAGUCUGCAUUACCCCUUCCCGACAGGUAUAUUUAGCAACCGCAAAGAAGCAACGCACGAAAAUCCACCUUGGGACCAACAACCCGAUUACGAUUGUUCAAGCUCAGCGCUCAGUAAUCAUGCUUCUCUUACCACUGCUUCGGACAUUUUACAACAAA